GAAGAAGAGGAGGAGGAGGAGGGCAAACACGGGCAAGUCGUAGGCAGACAGGCACGCAGGGGAAAAACCAGCGGUGUCUUUAAGCCAUUUAGCGUUCAAAUAUACAAUAUACAAAAAAAGGUCUGCUCUGCGUCCAGCCUGCGCUGACCGGUCGCCAGGAGUGGUUUUUUUUUUCCUUUGGUAUUCUUUCAGGGCGUGCUCAGAGACAUGAGCUAAUAGCUAAUUGUAUCCUGCACUACUUUUUCUUUUUUUUUUUUUUUUUUUUUUUUGCCUGGAGGGGUUUCGGAGCCCCGGAGCGACUCUCCCUCCGUAUUAGUGCUCCGUGUUUCUCCGGCACGCUGCUGCAUUUCUCACCGGCGCGGCGCGGGCAGCGGAGGCACCAGCGCGCAGGGCCGACAACAAGCAAAAACGGAGGAAAGAAACGGGUGCAGAAAGAAAAACUUUUUUCCCCAUGUUUCAGGUGUAUUCCAGGCUCAUGCAUAGUGUCCCCAGGACAGGCUCUGGAUACACCACGACCUUGAGCGGGAUAAAUCGGACAACCGCUCCAGCAUGUCCAGGCCGAUGAUCACCAGGUCUCCAGCGUCACCUCUAAGUAAUCAGGGCAUCCCAACGCCAGCACAGCUCACCAAGUCCAACGCACCUGUGCACAUCGACGUGGGCGGCCACAUGUACACCAGCAGCCUCGCCACUCUCACCAAGUACCCUGAGUCCAGAAUUGGCCGUCUUUUUGAUGGCACAGAGCCCAUUGUUCUGGACAGCCUGAAGCAGCACUACUUCAUCGACAGAGACGGUCACAUGUUCCGCUACAUCCUCAACUUCCUCAGGACGUCCAAGCUCCUCAUCCCUGACGACUUCAAAGACUUCAGUCUGUUGUACGAGGAGGCGCGGUAUUUCCAGCUGCAGCCCAUGCUAGUAGAGCUGGAGCGCUGGCGUCAUGAGCGGGAGCUGAACCGAAUCUCGUGUCCAUGCGAGUGCGUAGUGGUGCGUGUGGCACCUGACCUGGGUGAACGCAUCACUCUGAGUGGAGACAAGGCCCUUAUCGAGGACAUCUUCCCAGAGAUCGGAGACGUCAUGUGCAACUCGGUGAACGCUGGGUGGAACCACGACUCCACACACGUCAUCCGCUUCCCGCUAAACGGCUACUGCCAUCUCAACUCUGUGCAGGUCCUGGAGCGACUACAACAGCGCGGCUUCGAGAUCGUGGGCUCCUGCGGCGGUGGCGUCGACUCGUCUCAGUUCAGCGAGUACGUCCUGCGGCGAGAGCUGCGGCGAUCUCAGCGAGGACUCCAGACUAACCGGAUAAAACAAGAACAGCUGGACUAGAACCCAACCCUAGAAACUGCCUCACAGACUUCCAAAUAAAAAUGGGCCAUGAAGAGAAAAGACAUUUCAGCAGUUGCCAAGCUGGUAUCACUUGCGACACUUGAAAUUUUUUUUUUUUUUUAAGGGAACUUGAGGAGGAAAGGUUUUUUUUGUUUGUUUUUGAAGAUUUGACACAUGACCUGUGAUGACCUUUGGAAAGAUCAGGACUGAAUGAGGACCUUGUUGAAAACAGUGUCUCUUUCCAUGCAUUAAAUUUCAAAGCAAACCUUCAGACAUCCUGUUCUGUUUGCAGUGCUAUAUACAGUAUAUAUAUAAAAAUAUGCAUAUAUUUUGCUAUUUCAUAUAAUUGACCCAUGGAUGUUGUUUCUUAAUAAUGUCAUGCAUAGGUUUAUUCCAGAUCUCAACACAUAGUGUUUUUUCUUUUCCUUUUUUUCAUAUUAUAACAUACAAGCAAAGAUUGUGUACUUUUGUUCACCUAAACACAUCCUGAUCAUUUUCUGAAGUUGUUCAUUGAAGACUGUUGUGUGAUACAUUUUACGUAUGUAUUUACUUUUUACUCAGUAUGAUUAUAAGAUUAAUAUGAAAUGUAUCAAAAAAUUGCCAAUUUUAAAUGAGAUAAAAAACGCCACUUAUUUACUCUUAAUUUAUGAUCGGAUAUGAUGUUUAUCUGCUAUUUUCAUUUGUAAGUAUUUUUUUUUUCUCUCCCUGUCUCUUUGCCCUCAAACGUUUUUUGACUGAAUUUGUAAUUACAUUAAAUACAGGUUCCUUCUGAAGGCUGUCAAAACUGAGCAAGUCAUUUCGGCGUCACGCCACAUCACGUCCUGAAUCACGAAGAAUGUAGCAAGCAAUUUAAAUUAAAUC
Hemibagrus wyckioides is the source of this 2184-nucleotide messenger RNA. RefSeq names its product BTB/POZ domain-containing protein KCTD1. The coding region runs from base 550 to 1323 and encodes 257 amino acids. Gene Ontology annotation, molecular function: transcription corepressor activity; transcription factor binding. Gene Ontology annotation, biological process: protein homooligomerization; negative regulation of DNA-templated transcription. Gene Ontology annotation, cellular component: nucleus. The record is from RefSeq and is a predicted model, not a curated record. Lineage: Eukaryota; Metazoa; Chordata; Actinopteri; Siluriformes; Bagridae. The transcript is spliced from 6 exons.